ACAAAAUGAAGAAAGUGCAACUAUCCAAGCCCGAAGAUGUCUCUGACUCAGCCCUAAAUGCAUACAAAUCAAGGCUCAGACCCAGGAAGAAUAGAACAAAGAUGGAUCCAGUAAAGAGAUCAUGUAAAAGAAGGAAAGCAAAAGACGACUGACUAGAAACUUUUAGACUCAUCAGAGAAUGUAAUUUCGAAAAGCAAAAGAUUGCCAAAAAGAAGAAUGUACAAGCCGAGGUAAUCUCUAAUCCAGUUCAGGCUUUUGAGUUUAACUCUCCUCUCGAAGAAGCUUCUGAUAGCAGCACAGCACUUGAUAUCCUCGAAGAAGAGAAAAGAUGCAUCAAAAGGAAGCAGAAAACCCGUCGGAAAGAAUGUAACAAAGCUAUAAAGCACCAAGAAUCUGCAACAACAUCAAUCUGUAGCUGAACUUGUACAUGAAAGACUCAAAAUGACACUAAAAUUCCAAGAAUUCUUACUAUAGAAAGAAUGGUAAGGAGUAAAAGGACUGGUAAAAUUAGGUGUUUGGUAGUCUCAGAUGUACCUCUCAAAAAGGACGGCUCUAACUAA
Molecule: messenger RNA, 560 nt
Organism: Moneuplotes crassus
Lineage: Eukaryota; Ciliophora; Spirotrichea; Euplotida; Euplotidae
Source: the annotation of a GenBank genome assembly